AUGUCCGAUAUCGAAGACGAACUUCUGGCCCUUGCGGGUGGUGAUUCUGAAGAUGAGGGCUCCGUCCGGAGCCGCAGCGGCUCAGCGUCGCCGCGUCGCUCUAAAAACGAUUCCGGCAAAGCGAAGAAGUCGAAGCGGCGCGCGAGGCAGGAUGACUCCGAAGAGGAAGGUGAAGCAUCCUCUGCUCCAUCAUCACCCAACUCAUUGGAAUCAGCGCCCAUGGAUGAGUCCGAUUCAGAUGCCGAACCAGCGCCAAGGGGUGUGGGAGGCGCCGACGAAGACGAUAAAUACCCCGUUGACGGCAGGUUUACGAGUGAGGCGGAAAAGGCUGAAAUCAUGGCCAUGCGAGAAGUCGACCGAGAACGCAUCCUUGCCGAACGUAUCGAAGAGGUUGAAAAUCAACGCCGCACUCGCCUCCUUAGGCAAAUGAUUGAGAGAGCAGAGCGAAAGACUGUCAAAAAGAAGCGCAGCGCCGACGCGGCAGAGUUGGAAGACGGCCAGCGAAAGACGUCACGACAACGUACUGGUAAAGCCAACGAGUCUGCUAUGGACUCUCUCCGUAGAGCGCGCGCCGAGAAAGCGAAGCGUAAGGAGGAGAAAUCGCAUGGCCGGUCAUAUUCCCCAGCAAGACGUGGCUCGGAUGUCGAAGAGAGCGAUGAUGACUUCGGUCGCGCCAGGUCACGCACGCCCGAGAAGGAGCAGGAGAAGGAGGCCCCAGCCCCCGAGCUGAAGGACUUUGAUCGCGUGCGCUUGGGCAGGAAUGAAUUUGCUCAAGUUUGCUCUACGCCUGGGUUCGAACCUGCCAUUACGGGAUGCUACAUUCGUAUUGCUUUGGGACCACAUCCAGACACUGGCGUUGAGCAAUAUCGCAUGGCGGUUAUCAAGGGCUUCACGACUAACAGACCAUAUGCUCUUACCGGACCUAAUGGGCCGUUUGUUACUGAUCAGUACGUCAAAGCAGCACAUGGCAAGGCCGUGAAGGAGUUUCCGUUUAUUGCUGCAUCAAGCGGCAAGUUUACUGAGAACGAACUCAACCGAUACCAAGUGACCUGUACCAACGAGAGCGUCAAGCUGCCUACCAAGGCAUAUUUGACAGACAAGAUUGAUGAGAUCAACAACCUGAUCAACCAUAAGUGGACAAGUGAAGAAAUCAAAGCUCGAUUGUCCAAGAGGAAUGAGCUGAAGCGACGUUUCGAUCCUAGCGAAAGGGAACGUGUUGCCAAACUCCUGGAUGAAGCAGUAACGCGAGGUGACGAAGCCAAGGCGCAAGAACUCCAGGACGAGCUGGAACAGCUCGGCAGCCAAAGGCUAGCCUUUAGAACGUCGCUGGGCUCAGCCAAGAGCAUUGAUGCACCCAGAGCCACAACAGAGCAAGACCGUCUGGCAGAGCGCAACCGCGAAAACAGACGAAUGAACGCCGAGCUCGUCCGCAAGGCGCAGCUCAAGGAGAAGGCCAGGUCUCGCGAGAUUGAAAUGGCCCUUAAGCGGGGCGAGCAAGUUGCUGAAGACCCGUCUCGCCGACUCCGUACCAAGGCCAAGUUUGUCCACGAUGUUAACGACACGCCGCAAAAGCCGUCUGCUACGGGGAGCGAAGUCAGCACGCCUGCCAACGGAACGCCCAAAGUAUCUGCUACAAAACCCGAGAUGCAGUCUCACCUUGCAAAGCUCCAGGAGAAGAAUUACUCGGAGAGUAAUGGCGUUCCAACGAUUCACAAGCCGCUUAUGGAUGAUGAUGUGAUUGGCGCCUUGGAUCUCGACAUUGACGUGGAGAUAUAA
Pochonia chlamydosporia 170 is the source of this 1776-nucleotide messenger RNA. Its product is annotated as RNA polymerase II transcription elongation factor Rtf1p. Bases 1 to 1776 code for a protein of 591 amino acids. Gene Ontology annotation, cellular component: Cdc73/Paf1 complex. NCBI's taxonomy places the organism in Eukaryota, Fungi, Ascomycota, Sordariomycetes, Hypocreales, Clavicipitaceae. Gene Ontology annotation, molecular function: RNA polymerase II C-terminal domain phosphoserine binding; DNA binding. The record is from RefSeq and is a predicted model, not a curated record. The transcript has 4 exons.